AGCAUGGAGAAACAUUGUGUAAAGCAUUCUGUGUAUCUCUGAGAGGAAGACGCAUUCAGAGAUUUACAGUAAAUAGGCCUAACCAGCAGAUAGAGACAGGUACAAGCUCUGCUAGCUGGAGUGGGGCAUCAGUAAUCCAGGUAUGUUAGAGUCUAGUGCAGGACUUGGACAUAGUUGCUGUACAUAUCCGGAGUGUGUUCCUUCAAGACUGAACAGCGUUUCUCACUAUCUGUAUCCUCCUCAAAGAUGGCUACCUUCGCCAACCACUCAACCAAUGAGAGCAGCGGGCACAGCUGGCGCUGUCAAUUCAAGGAGGACUUCAAGUACAUCCUGCUUCCUGUCAGCUACACUCUGGUCUUCGUGAUUGGCCUAGCCCUGAAUGUCACGGCCAUGUACGUGAUCCUGUUCCGUACAAAACGCUGGAAGCCCUCCACGGUGUACAUGUUCAACCUGACAGUGUGCGACACCCUCUACAUCCUCACCCUACCCUUCCUCAUCUACUACUACGCCGACGAGAACGACUGGCCCUUCAGCGAACCGUUCUGCAAACUCAUCCGCUUCCUGUUCUACGCUAACCUCUACGGUUCCAUCCUGUUCCUGUGCUGCAUCAGCCUGCACCGCUUCCUGGGUGUGUGCUACCCGAUGAGGUCACUGAGCUGGGUCAGCUCCCGGAGAGCCCGGCUGGUGUCUGCGGCGGUGUGGGCGUGUGUGUUGAUGUGCCAGGCUCCCGUGCUCUAUUUCUCACGCACCAGGGACGAGGGGACAGAGAGGGUGUGUUUCGACACAUCCAGUCCAGAGUUAUUUAAUGACUUCCUGGUGUACAGCUCGGUGGUGUCUGUCCUGAUGUUUGCCUUCCCUUUCAUGGUGGUGAUGGUGUGCUAUGGACUGAUGGUGAGGAAGCUUCUGGAGCCCACCUGGGGGGCAGGAGGGAGCCAGUCGAGGGGAGUCGGGGGGCUCGCUGCUCAUCGCUCCAAACACAAGUCUGUGAAGAUGAUAAUCAUCGUGUUAGCAGUGUUCAUGCUGUGUUUCCUACCCUUCCACCUGACCAGAAGUCUGUACUACUCCCUCAGAUACCUGGAGCAGAUGGAUCCCUCCCAGGUACAGUACCUCAACCACUGGAAUCCUACGCUUUUAAAGGCUCUGCCUGGCUUCACCUGUCACCCAAGAUGCUGGAGUCUGGCUCCAGGUAGAUCUUCCUUUCACCCAAGAUGCUGGAGUCUGGCUCCAGGUAGCUCUCCCUGUCACCCAAGAUGCAGGAGUCUGGCUCCAGGUAGCUCUCCCUGUCACCCAAGAUGCAGGAGUCUGGCUCCAGGUAGCUCUCCCUGUCACCCAAGAUGCAGGAGUCUGGCUCCAGGUAGCUCUCCCUGUCACCCAGGAUGCAGGAGUCUGGCUCCAGGUAGCUCUACCUGUCACCCAGGAUGCAGGAGUCUGGCUCCAGGUAGCUCUCCCUGUCACCCAGGAUGCAGGAGUCUGGCUCCAGGUAGCUCUCCCUGUCACCCAAGAUGCAGGAGUCUGGCUCCAGGUAGCUCUCCCUGUCACCCAAGAUGCAGGAGUCUGGCUCCAGGUAGCUCUCCCUUUUACCCAAGAUGCAGGAGUCUGGCUCCAGGUAGGUCUCCAUGUCACCCAAGAUGCAGGAGUCUGGCUCCAGGUUGCUCUCCCUUUUACCCAAGAUGCAGGAGUCUGGCUCCAGGUAGGUCUCCAUGUCACCCAAGAUGCAGGAGUCUGGCUCCAGGUAGCUCUCCCUGUCACCCAAGAUGCAGGAGUCUGGCUCCAGGUAGCUCUCCCUUUUACCCAAGAUGCAGGAGUCUGGCUCCAGGUAGAUUCACCUUUCACCCAAGAUGCAGGAGUCUGGCUCCAGGUAGAUUCACCUUUUACCCAAGAUGUAGGAGUCUGGCUCCAGGUAGAUUCACCUUUCACCCAAGAGGCAGGAGUCUGGCUCCAGGUAACUCUCCCUUCUACCCAAGAUGCAGGAGUCUGGCUCCAGGUAGCUCUCCCUGUCACCCAAGAUGCAGGAGUCUGGCUCCAGGUAGCUCUCCGUUUUACCCAAGAUGCAGGAGUUUGGCUCCAGGUAGCUCUCCCUUUUUCCCAAGAUGCAGGAAUCUGGCUCCAGGUAGCUCUCCCUGUCACCCAAGAUGCAGGAGUCUGGCUCCAGGUAGCUCUCCCUUUUACCCAAGAUGCAGGAGUCUGGCUCCAGGUAGCUCUCCCUGUCACCCAAGAUGCAGGAGUCUGGCUCCAGGUAGCUCUCCCUUUUACCCAAGAUGCAGGAGUCUGGCUCCAGGUAGCUCUCCCUGUCACCCAGGAUGCAGGAGUCUGGCUCCAGGUAGCUCUCCCUGUCACCCAGGAUGCAGGAGUCUGGCUCCAGGUAGCUCUCCCUGUCACCCAAGAUGCAGGAGUCUGGCUCCAGGUAGCUCUCCCUGUCACCCAAGAUGCAGGAGUCUGGCUCCAGGUAGCUCUCCCUGUCACCCAAGAUUCUGGAGAUCCAGGUAUCUCAGGCUCAAUUUAACCACUGCUAUUAUGAUUGUUGUUGUUGAUAUUGUCAUUAUCCUUGUAUAGGCUGGGAUUCAAAGGUCAUUGACAUUUAAAUGUACUUUCCACUACAGAAACGACAUCUGCAGCAUUGAACUUAAGUAUGAUCUCUGCGAGCCUGGUAACAUUGCCUUUAAAGAGCCACUGAACAUGCCGAUUGGCACGUGAAGGAAUCUAAGAUAAUUCAAGAAAUCUGUCAUCGAUGCCACAUAAGUCGUUUUCAAAGGGAUUUGCUGCUUUUUAAAGGCAGUUGCUCUUUAAAAGGCACAGUGUCAACAGAAUUAAUGUUUAAAUCAUUAGAGUUUUUAUUCAUCCCCAGGUGAGCUGUGAGCUGCUGAAGGUGUCCAGC
Oncorhynchus keta (chum salmon) is the source of this 2875-nucleotide messenger RNA. Its product is annotated as P2Y purinoceptor 2-like. The record is from RefSeq and is a predicted model, not a curated record. Gene Ontology annotation, molecular function: A1 adenosine receptor binding; G protein-coupled UTP receptor activity. Gene Ontology annotation, biological process: G protein-coupled receptor signaling pathway. Gene Ontology annotation, cellular component: plasma membrane. The coding region runs from base 247 to 2553 and encodes 768 amino acids. The transcript is spliced from 6 exons. Lineage: Eukaryota; Metazoa; Chordata; Actinopteri; Salmoniformes; Salmonidae.